AUGACUCUUAUAUUUGCCGCAUGUUACACUUGUUCCCUUUGUUUGGUCGGAUUUGUUGGUGAACUUAACUGUUUAUAUACUGGACACGAGAGGAUACAAGAUGGAACCAUUGCUUUGAAUGUUGUUCAACGAAGAGAUGCUCGAGUUUCUAUUGAUGAUAUGAUAACUGUGAGAAGAUUUGUUCCUCCUGAGAAUUUUGACCUGACUUUGUUGGCUCUUGAUUUAUCCUUGUGCGAGAUUUAUGUAUUUGGCUCCUAA
Molecule: messenger RNA, 258 nt
Organism: Arabis nemorensis
Lineage: Eukaryota; Viridiplantae; Streptophyta; Magnoliopsida; Brassicales; Brassicaceae
Source: the annotation of a GenBank genome assembly